GUCCCCGCGCAUGAUAUUUUUUCCUUCUUCUUCCUUCAUUUGGUCGUCGGUGUUUGUGCAGUGAACAUUGUUUUGCGUUGUGCGUAACACGUGCUAUAAUUUUAAAUUCUUUUUCCAAUUUUCAUUUAAAACUUGCUUAUAAUUAUGGCAGACGCAGCCGUUGAAAAGAAAGACGCCGCCGCGCCUGAGGAGGUCACCUCCACCGAAUCCAAGGAAUCUCCAGUCAAAAAAUCUCCCACCAAGAAAGCCGAAGUACCAGAGAGCAAUGGAAAGGAAAACGGAACUGAGGAGGCGGCAGAAGAGGCGCCGGCAGAGAACGGAGACGCGGAAGAAAGCAACGACGCCACCGAAAACGGCGACGCGACAGAGAAGAAAGAGGCUGGUGUGAAAAGGAAAUCUGCGGCAGCCGAUGAGGUCGUCGAGAAGACCACACCUGAGAAGAAGGCGAAAGUAGCGGAGGAACCCCCGGCAGAGGCGGAGGAGGCGGCCGCCUAAGCCACACGCACACCACCACGCUUGGUUUACUGCAAUGCAUCGACGUACAUUAGGGCUCAACUCCCCGAUAUAUUUCCCAACCCCACACGACAUGCCAAAACCAUAGUUUUUAUACAUUUUGUACAUUGUGAAGAGUUGAGCUCUUUUGCGACCGCACUUUAAGUUUAGGUUUUAUAAUACAUUGUGUAUUACCUUACCUGUGAAGUACCUGUAAAUUGUAAAUGUAAUGUUACUGCAGUGACCGAGUGCAUAGCAGUGAACUGAUCGCACGAGUCGGUCUGCGUGUCGCAUCACGCUGUUUGCGAUGUGUCUCAUCAGACUACGGUUACUGAAUUGAUGGACGUGUCACGGGUCACCACUGUCGCCAGUAACGUACUGCCAAAGUAAUUCACCGUGAGUGAACUCAAUUCACAAUCCGUUCUGUGAACGACGCGUUUUGUAAAACAGCUUCCGAAAAACAAGGAUUUAGAUAAACUAAGAUUAAUUAAAGCGUUUAGAUAAUUAAUUCAGUUGUAAAUUUAAGUUAGCAGUUAAAUGUCGCACAUUUAUAUAUUUCAUAGGCAUUAUUACUUAACCAUUCAAACAUUCCUUUGACAUUUCGGUAACGGAUUGCAAUGUGGACGCGCCGGGAGACCUGCGAUAGUGUUCAUGAUGUAAAACUAAUUUUAAGAUUGAAAUUUAAUUAAAGUUCAAAGUUGACAAGGUGAUAGUUUUCAUAUUGAUAUACUAACUCGCGUGCUAUUUUGUUUGUAAUUCUAUGGACGUCUUUAUAUUCUUAUAUCCUGUUUUUCUAAUUUAUUUUCUUUAUGAUAUGUGAUAGUUAACAGACCUCGAUAUAAGAUAACCUUUAUGGAAAUGAAUCUUCAUUUUUAUUGUCAUAAUGACUCGUAACACUGUGUUCCUUACUAAGUUAUAAAAUUGUACUAAAGUUUUGACUAAUUUUUUCAAAUUUGUGACUAAAAUGUUUCAAACUCGUUUCGAAUACAUUAGUAUUAGAAUAUAGUGGCGUGUACAGUUUGACAUUUACUUCCCACAACUGUGGACUUAGUGAUUGUAAACAUUUCUGGCAAUAAAAUAGUCCAAUGAAAA
Molecule: messenger RNA, 1584 nt
Organism: Manduca sexta (tobacco hornworm)
Lineage: Eukaryota; Metazoa; Arthropoda; Insecta; Lepidoptera; Sphingidae
Product: MARCKS-related protein 1-B
Source: RefSeq, a predicted model, not a curated record